UAGUUCCAGGGCGCGCCUUCCGCACCGUUCUGGCGUGGCAAGACCCGCCUCUUUGGGGCCGCCAGGGGCGGGACGCGCACUUGUAGGUUAAAGGGGGGGGCAGCGUGGGACCAGACCGCCGAUGCUGGAGUCGCGGCGUCCCUUCCGCCCGGCCUGGGGAAAGCCUGACCUGCGGAUUCUCCCGGUAGCUCAGUGGGAACCAGGACCAACGCGACGGCGCCCGCCUCCCUGCCUCGGUCGGCGGGGACUAGGACCGAUCCGGGCCUGCAGGUCCUCCCCGCGCUGCUCGCACCUCGUAGGGUGCUAGAACCGACCGGAUCAGAAAUGGAUUCUGAGUAGUUUUUGCCCAGUACUGUAAAGCUUUUGAACAGUGUACCUGGGAUCUGAAUAGAGAUCUGAUCCAUGGAUUUCCAAAACACACCCACAGAUUCUCCAAGUGUGGUAGGAAGCUCAUUAUCUCAUCAUCACCCCAGGUUUCAGAGAGCCACUGAGGCCAGGCAGUGUGUGAAAGGAGAGGCCCUGCAAAGAGUCCCUGUGAAACCACUGCAUGAAGCUGUGAAGAUAAAACCUAGAUUGCAGUGGAGACUCCAAGAUGUUGGAGAUCUGUGAGACAUCUGCCAAGGAGAGCUGUAUACAGGGAGUGGAAGCAGCCCUACAGGGAGCUUUGUGAUACAGACAACAAAGCCAUCUUACCCCUUUGAAACUGAAGCCCUAGGAUUGGAAAAGACUCUUGACCAGAUAGAAAUGCACAGAAGCUAACUGAAGAAAGCAGGAAGUAAAGACAGAGCAGUCCACUGAUCUGACUGAUUUAUUUGCUCAGGGAAAUAAACCAUCUGUCUCCAGACAUGUCAUCAGAAAGUAAAGAGCAACAUGACCUUUCACCCAGGGAUUCAUCUGAAGGAAAUGACAGUCUUCCAUAUGAGGUCCCUCUGGAAGCUCAGAAAGAAUCAAGCACUGACUUCAAGCAAUUUGAGACCAAUGAUCAGUGCAGACCUUAUCAUAGGAUCCAUAUGGAACCUCAAGAGAAGCCAAAUACUAACAUCAAGCAGUUUAUCAUCAGAAAGUUGGAGAAGAGUUGCCAGUGUAGUCCAGCCAAAGCCAAAAAUAUGAUUUUUGAUUUCCUUCCUGUUUUGCAAUGGCUCCCAAAAUAUGAUCUAAAGAAAAACAUUUUGGGAGAUGUGAUGUCUGGUCUGAUUGUAGGUAUAUUACUGGUACCCCAGUCCAUUGCUUACUCACUGCUGGCUGGCCAAGAACCCAUCUAUGGUCUGUACACUUCUUUUUUUGCCAGCAUCAUUUAUUUCCUGUUUGGUACCUCCCGUCACAUCUCUGUGGGUAUUUUUGGAAUACUGUGCCUUAUGAUUGGUGAGGUAGUUGACCGAGAACUACACAAAGCUGCAUAUAUUUUGCCUUCUUCAGGAAUGGUUGUAAAUGGAAGCAUAUUAGUAAACUACACAUUAGACAGCACUUGUGACAAAAGUUGCUAUGCAAUUAAAAUUGGCAGCACUGUGACCUUCAUGGCAGGAGUUUAUCAGGUAGCAAUGGGCUUCUUUCAAGUGGGCUUUGUCUCUGUCUACCUCUCAGAUGCCUUGCUGAGUGGAUUUGUCACUGGUGCCUCUUUCACCAUCCUCACAUCUCAGGCCAAGUACCUCCUUGGGCUGAGCCUUCCUCGGAGUCAUGGUGUGGGCUCACUUAUCACUACCUGGAUACAUAUCUUCAGAAACAUUCGUAAGUCCAAUAUCUGUGAUCUCAUCACCAGCCUUUUGUGUCUCCUGGUCCUUUUGCCAACCAAAGAACUCAAUGAACACUUCAAGUCCCGUCUGAAGGCACCAAUUCCCACUGAACUCAUUGUCGUUGUGGCAGCCACACUAGCCUCUCAUUUUGGAAAACUAAAUGAGACUUAUAAUUCCAGUGUUGCUGGACAUAUUCCCACUGGGUUUAUGCCACCCAGAGCACCAGACUGGAACUUAGUUCCUAAUGUGGCUGUAGAUGCAAUAGCUAUUUCUAUCAUUGGUUUUGCUAUCACUGUAUCACUUUCUGAGAUGUUUGCCAAGAAACAUGGCUAUACAGUCAGAGCAAACCAGGAAAUGUAUGCCAUUGGCUUCUGCAAUAUCAUACCUUCCUUCUUCCACUGCAUAACUACUAGUGCAGCUCUUGCAAAGACUUUAGUUAAAGAAUCAACGGGCUGCCAAUCGCAGCUUUCAGCUGUUGUGACAGCCCUUGUUCUUUUGCUGGUCCUUCUGGUAAUAGCUCCUUUAUUCUAUUCCCUUCAGAAAUGUGUCCUUGGUGUGAUCACUAUUGUAAAUCUCCGGGGUGCCCUUCUUAAAUUCAGAGAUGUGCCCAAGAUGUGGCGGGUAAGCAGAAUGGAUACUGUUAUCUGGUUUGUUACCAUGCUGUCCUCUGCUCUGAUAAGCACUGAAAUAGGCCUGCUUAUUGGGGUUUGUUUUUCUAUGUUUUGUGUAAUCCUCCGAACUCAGAAGCCAAAGAUUUCAUUGCUUGGUUCGGCAGAAGAAUCUGAAAUCUUUGAAUCCCUGUCUGCUUACAAGAACCUUCAGACUAAACCGGGCAUCAAGGUUUUCCGCUUCAUAGCCCCUCUCUAUUACAUAAACAAAGAAUGCUUUAAGUCUGCUUUAUACAGAGAAACUCUAAACCCAGUCUUAGUAAAGGCAGCUCAGAAGAAGGCAGCAAAGAGAAAACUUAAAGCAGAAACAGUGAGUUUCAAUGGGAUUCAGGAUGAAGUUUCAGUGCAACUUUCCCAUGAUCCCUUGGAGCUGCAUACUAUAGUGAUUGACUGCAGUGCAAUACAAUUUUUAGAUACAGCUGGAAUCCACACACUGAAAGAAGUUCGCAGAGAUUAUGAAGCUAUCAGUAUCCAGGUUCUGUUGGCUCAGUGUAAUCCUUCUGUGAGGGAUUCCUUGACCAGAGGACAAUAUUUCAAAAAGGAAGAAGAAACUCUUCUCUUCUACAGUUUGUCUGAAGCAGUGGAUUUUGCAGUAGAAUCUCAAAACCUUAAAGGAGUGUGUGUGCUCAAUGGUGUGAAUCUUUCUGGUGACUGAGAGGGUAGAUAGAAGGAAGAAGUGUGGCCAGUUUCAGUGUGCAGUAUUUUCUACCUUGAAACUAGGAAGUGGUGCACACUUGAAAUUUUUUUCCUUUGAAGCUAAUAGCCUCUUAAUAUUCUCAAGUGCAGUAGAGCUUAUAGUUGGACAGAAUCAAAAAGAAAAUGUGGCUUGCAGAUAUGAGGUGUCCUUGGGGUACAGCGUCAGCUGGAUUGACCACCCCCAAACUUAAUCAUUCCGCUUUAGAAACCACACCUGGACUCUGCUCUAGGAAGUAGAGAGGUGAAGGUGGUGUUUGUGUGGCAGGAGCUGGAGCCUUGGAUGGCUCUGGAUGGAGCAAGGCAGAAAGAAGGCAGGAAAGUGCACUCUUCUGCUGCAGGUUUGCUCGUGGGGCUUGUGGGGCACAAGGGCCGAACAGACAAGUUUCCUUCCACCCACUGCUGCUUCUCUCUUCCCAAGCAUUGUUCCCCAGACAGCAGUAAAAUCUCUGGCUUAUGUUGCCAUCCCUUAGGCAGGAACUGUGCGCAUGGGCUCGUAAGAGUCUGACAUCCCGAGGGCCAGCCUGACAUUGUACAGAGCAACUUCUGUAAACAUUUGAUGUUUUUAUUAGAAUAAGUUGGUAAGCAGAGAAUUCUUCGAAGUCGGGGGGAAAAAAGGAAGUCCCCUGUCUUCUCUUUGACUCUGUAUUUGUUUCCAAGAGUUUAUCUCGUAUUGAGCUAUUUUACCUCUCACGCAUCCCAGGGCAUCUCUCCCUGGAAUCUGUCUUAAAGUGGUAUUUCUGAAUAUCACUGACAGGCUCCACAAAGCAGAAUGCUGACUCAGCAAUUUCUUGUUACUUUGUGUAUGGGCUUGUGGCAAACUUUCAAGGACAAAUUGCAAAAAAGAAUAAAUGACAGUCUCCCUUAAGAAUAGUUCCCCCAGUCAUCCCCAUAGCACUUAAGCAAGGAUCUGCUGAGGACUGACAGUCUCUCAAAUAGGAGUUAUAGUUUCUGAAAAAAAUUACAGAGGUAGUAGAGUGCUUCCAAAGGACAUCAGUCAUUAAUCUGUGGAUGUUAGUGAGAGCAAUGCUGAUGCUUACUGCCGUGCACCCUAUUGGUAUGCGGUAAAUACUUAUGUCAAUGGCAGGUUUUAACUUGUUAUGCAACAGUAUUACAGAACCCAGGUUUCAUUGAUGUGUUAUUUGUGGUAGCUGGACACAGGUUAUGAGUUGAGGAAAGAUUUCUUUGGAAAAGCAGAAUAUGGCAUUGAAAGCACUUUGGCAACCAAGAAAAAGACAGGUUAUCCAAAAUUAGGACUAGGGACUGACUGUGAGAUUAAAGCAAGGUUUAGACAAGGCUUUAAGUAAAAUAAUGGUUGCCAAAGUACAGAAUCAUUUUUUUAGGCUGUUCUUACAUUCAGAACAAUUUCAAAUAUGAGGAGCAAGCUCUAUGUAAGGAACAUAUUGGGGUGGAGUGCUUUUAAACCUUUACACACACUCCACAAACUUCCCCUGUUGCUCUGCUCUUGGCAGAACACUCUUUGUUUACGUGGUGCAGCAGUUACUUUUCUGUUGCUGUGAUAAAAAUACCACGACUAAAAACAACUUCUGGAAGAAAGAGUUGGUUUUGACUUGCCGUUCCAUGGAGAGAGUUAAUGGUGGUGAGGAAGGCCAUGGCAGGAGGUGGCCAAAGCAGGAAGUGGAGAACUCACAUCUUGUUUUAAAACAUUUUUUGAUAUAUUUAUUUUCUGUAUAUUAGUGUUUGGUCUGCAUGUACAUAAUGUGUUGUGCAGUGCCCAUGGAGGUUGGAAGAUGACAUCACAUUUCCUGGAACUGGAGUCACAGAUGGCUGUUACUGCUGUAUAGGUGCUAGGAACCGAACCCAAGUCCUCUGCAAGAGCAGCCAGUGCUCUUACUGCUGAGCCAUCUCUCCAGCCAUCUCUUCAGCUACCUCUUAAACUGUAAACACCAAACAGAGCAAACUGAGUGGGGUGAGGCUGUAAACUCUGAAAGCCCACCACCAGUGACAUACUUCCUCCUUUAGGCUACACCUAAAGAUUCCAAGACCUCCCUAGACAGCACCACUACCUGGAGCCCAAGUGUUCAAAUACUUGAGCCUGAGGGGAACAUUUCAUUCCAAACACAAGACUUGGGAGAUGCCUUUCCUUGAUCUCAAAAAAAGUUCCUGAGUAGAAAAUCUGGAUUUCUAUCUUCUAGAUGAUUAUGUUGUGAGUAAAUGUAGCAUCCUGAAUUUUGACAUCCCUCUGCUCAGUCCUAGAAUUUUAGAAAUGUUAAUUGCUGCUUAUAUUUGUUCUUUUGUUUGUUUUUCUAAUGUUUACCCCUUCCAUCCAGCUUUAUGAAUAAUUGUAAGAUCACAGUAUCUUAAUCAUUUGUUUUUAAUCCCUCUUGCCCUUUCCCUAAGCCAGGUUGGAAUUGAGACUAUUAUAAUAGAUGUCUUAAUACUCAGUUACAGACUAAUAAGUUCAUGUUUAAUGGGUCUGGAGUGAUGGCUCAGUGCUUAAAAGCACAGGCUGCUCUUGCAGAAAACCCAAACUAAGUUCUCAGUACCCAUCUCAGGCACUUCAAAACUACCUGUAACUACAGCUCCAGGGAAUUCAAUGCCCUCUUCUGGCCUUCUCAGGCAUCUACAGGUGCGCGCGCGCGCGCGCGCGCGCACACACAUACACACACACA
Nannospalax galili (Upper Galilee mountains blind mole rat) is the source of this 5724-nucleotide messenger RNA. It is a transcript of the gene Slc26a2, whose product is annotated as solute carrier family 26 member 2. NCBI's taxonomy places the organism in Eukaryota, Metazoa, Chordata, Mammalia, Rodentia, Spalacidae. The transcript has 6 exons. Bases 846 to 3053 code for a protein of 735 amino acids. Gene Ontology annotation, biological process: transmembrane transport. Gene Ontology annotation, cellular component: membrane. The record is from RefSeq and is a predicted model, not a curated record. Gene Ontology annotation, molecular function: secondary active sulfate transmembrane transporter activity; oxalate transmembrane transporter activity; bicarbonate transmembrane transporter activity.